AUUCAUUACGAUAUAAAUUGGACUUUACACAUCAGAUCAUCGCCUACGAUCUCUCUCUCUUUGAGCGUAAUCUAGUUCUCAAACUUGAUGAGAGGGGAUUUUGAAAUUCAUACUUUAGCCGGAGGUGCGGCGACAUCAUCGAUCAAGGGAAAGAUGAGCACCGUGAGCAAAACGACUACCACAUCAAGUCGAAUCUUAGACAUCCCCUGCAAAGUUUGCGGAGACCGGAGUUCGGGCAAGCAUUAUGGCGUCUACGCUUGCGACGGGUGCAGCGGGUUCUUCAAGCGCAGCAUUCGACGGAACCGUACGUACGUGUGUAAGAACCGAAGCGGUGGAGGCCCGUGCCCGGUGGAUAAGACGCAUCGUAACCAAUGUCGGGCUUGUCGACUCAAGAAAUGCCUGCAGGUUGAUAUGAAUAAGGAUGCUGUACAGCAUGAACGUGGCCCAAGAAACUCGACAAUCAAGAAACAGAUGGCGCUUUAUCUGAAAGAGUCUGCAGCAGCAGCAGCCGCAGCGGCAGCCGGUGAUCUACCUCCCCCGCUACUCCCCAACGGUUAUCUGCCAGGACCGGCCUUCUUUCACCCACUACUCGGUAUAGAGUCCUAUCCAAGCAUCAUCGUCAGCCCCGUAGAUUACACCAGUUUUUCACCCCAAGCCGUCCCGUGCUAUCCCACCCCAAAGUAUCCUCAUGAACCAGUCACGAUGAUGCCGCCCGUCGGGUCGGUAGAUGCCAUCUGUGAGACAGCAGCUCGUCUUCUCUUCAUGAGUAUCAGAUGGGUGAAAAACGUUCCCGCCUUUAUCGGCCUACCAUACUCAGAUCAGCUCACGUUACUGGAAGAGGGCUGGAGAGAGUUAUUUAUCUUGGGAGCAGCGCAAUGGCAGAUGACAGUAGAUGGGCCUGGUCUCAUGGCUUCAGCAGGUAUGAAACCCGACACAACACCAGCUGAAAAGUUAGCGGCCAUUUCUAGUGAGCUGCGGGUAUUACAGGAAUUGAUCGCCAAGUUCAGGCAGCUCAACGUUGAUGACACAGAAUUCGCUUGCUUGAAAGGCAUCGUCAUCUUUAAGACAGAUAUCAGUGGAAUCAAGGAGACAUCCUCAGUCGUCACACUUCAAGACCAAUCGCAGCUGGCUCUAAGCAAAUACAUCACGGUUCGGCAUCAAACCCAGCCCUACCGGUUCGGCAAGCUUCUUCUUCUCCUUCCGAGCGUAAGGGCCAUCAGACCGACCACCUUGGAGCAAAUCUUCUUCUGGAAGGCCGUCGGGUCAACUCCCUUCCAUACACUCCUCACAGAUCUGUACAAGAAGAACGAACACUUUUAGGAAAACAAAAAAUGCGUGAAACAGUGAAAAUGAACAUCAUGUGACCGUCAUUCUGCGUUAAUUGACGCUAGGAGACGUCUUUGCGUGGAAAACAUUAAAUGUUGGUCUGUUGAUGUAGUCGAUCGAGGCCAGAAGUUCCGAGACAUGAGGUGGCUGAAAAUCAAAGUCUUCCACAGACUUUGUACUCGUGUCUUGGUCCGAGGGUAAGCCCAUGGUCUCGAGGCCGGUCUCGACUGCAGCAGUGCUGUUGGUGAUCGGGCUACAUCACAGCGGACUUGUCAUUGCAAUCACGGCGGAUAGCAUUGACAAAGUGUGACACAGAUCACUGCACGAAACACCUUAUAUUUUCACGGAGCUUUAAGAUAAAGGGACAAACCAUGAUGGCGAUGAUCCUUAAUUGAAGCUGCACAGCAUUCGAAAUGGCCUGGAAAACCGAACUCACUCAACUCCAACAGGGACUCAAUAAAUACAAGAUAUGAGAUAAUGUACUAAGGGUUUACUUCUGGAUACAGGUUGAGAUGCCUCUACGUCAGAUUCUGUUAAUGUAGUGCUCCCGCAGUAUAGGCGCGGUCUGGGGUAGCUACUCUGUAAUUGUACUUGAAUUCAGCACUU
This is a messenger RNA of Strongylocentrotus purpuratus (purple sea urchin), 1932 nucleotides long. Its product is annotated as tailless. The record is from RefSeq and is a predicted model, not a curated record. Bases 88 to 1320 code for a protein of 410 amino acids. Gene Ontology annotation, biological process: cell differentiation; anatomical structure development; negative regulation of transcription by RNA polymerase II. Lineage: Eukaryota; Metazoa; Echinodermata; Echinoidea; Camarodonta; Strongylocentrotidae. Gene Ontology annotation, molecular function: RNA polymerase II cis-regulatory region sequence-specific DNA binding; zinc ion binding; nuclear receptor activity. The transcript is spliced from 7 exons.